Drosophila subobscura is the source of this 4484-nucleotide messenger RNA. RefSeq names its product signal transducer and transcription activator (gene Stat92E). Gene Ontology annotation, molecular function: RNA polymerase II cis-regulatory region sequence-specific DNA binding; DNA-binding transcription factor activity, RNA polymerase II-specific. Lineage: Eukaryota; Metazoa; Arthropoda; Insecta; Diptera; Drosophilidae. Gene Ontology annotation, biological process: regulation of transcription by RNA polymerase II; defense response; regulation of cell population proliferation. The record is from RefSeq and is a predicted model, not a curated record. Bases 843 to 3218 code for a protein of 791 amino acids. The transcript is spliced from 10 exons.
UCCGCCACAUGCCACAUUGAAAUCUGAAAUUCAGAAAAGUCCGUUGAUAAUCUCUUUGAAUUGAGUGGUCACUGUGCGCGUCGUCGAGCAAUUGAUAAAUGUUUAACAACUAAACAAGUUAAGAAACAUUUACACUCGCGCGCAACAGGCGUGUAUGAGAAUAAUAGUCCUUUGAAUUUUGCCAACAAGUUGCAUCCCUUUUCAAGUGUAGUUUUCGGUUUCGCGUGGAAAUCCUUCUCGAAAGGCGUGUGCUGGCGCUGCUUUUUCAUCCCGGAGGACACCGAGAUAUCCAAAGAAGCCAAGCCGAACGGAAGACAUAAGUGCUUGUGUGUGUUCGUACGUGAGUUGUGUGUGUGUGCACGAUUUAAAAAUAAAACAGCAAAUACAUAACAAAAAAUAUAUCGAAAGCAACAGCGCCGCCAAAUACCCACACAAUCUAAGGCGCGACCUGUACGUGUUUACACAUUCUAGACUGUCCGGCUGUCUCUGUGUUGGUGUGCACCAAAAGUUUCCUUAACAAUUCUAAAUCAAUCGAAACCAAAAACCAAUCAAAAUACAGAGCGCAGAUAUCGUUUGCAUGUAACAAUUGCAUUUUAUGGACGACUCAGACUCAUUUGCUUGUUGGAAGACAGCCGGACGUUGGGAGCGAAACUGAAAACAGAAACAGCCACAAAAUAUCCAUAUUCAGCUGUGUUCCAGCUAAACAAAAAACAAAAAAAAAAGCAUCCACACUCUCAUCCCACAAAUCGAAUCGAAUAAGAAACUCACAUCAUCAAUAGAGGGAACAGAGAGACAGAAACAGAGAGAGAGCGAGAGAGAGAGAAAGAUCAUCGGGUAGGAGCAUGAGCCUGUGGAAGCGCAUCUCCAGCCAUGCUGACUGCGAGGCUCGUAUGGCAGCCUACUACGAUGAGAAGGGUCUCUUCGACCUGCGUCUCUGCUUGGCGGCCUGGAUCGAAGACAGAAUAAUGUCUGAACAGAUCACACCAAACUCUGCGGAGCAACUUGAACGUGUGGCCCUCAAGUUCAACGAGGAUCUGCAACAGAAGCUCCUGUCAACGCGCACGGCCAGCGAUCAGGCACUCAAGUACCGUGUGGUGGAGCUUUGCACUCAAAUCCAGCGAACCUCUGCCCUCGAGCUGUACACGCAUUUACGCGGCGGAUUGCAAAAGGAGCUGCAGCUAGCCACUGAGAAGAGUGUGGCCACACCGGGUCCAUCGAUGCCCCUCAGUCCCUACAAUAUGAACAAUCCAGCAGCCAUGGUUGCUGCUGGUGGCGGCGUCGGUGGCGGCUAUAUGGAUUCCAGCGAACUGAUGUCCGUUCAGCCAGCGCUUGGCGGCGGUUUGGGUGUCAUUCACAAUGCGGUGGGCGCGAAUGGUGGCGGUAAUGUGACGCCCAUAGGCAUGGCCACGGCCAAGGUGGAGCUGUACGAGAUCGAGCAUCAGAUAUUGCAGUACUUCAACGAUUUUAGCACCUGCGGCAACUCCCUGAAGAUGCUCGUCCAGAACUACAGCUACAUGCUGAACUCCACGGGUUCGCCGAAUGCUGAGGAGGCCUUCAAGUGCCUGAUGACGGAGAAGGCGGCCAUUGUGACGACCCUGUGCCGCAGCUAUUUAUGCUACGAGCCGCUGCAGGAGCUGAUCAUCAGCGAGCUGAAUAACUGGCGUCGUCAGCAGGCGCUGGCCGGCAAUGGGGCACCCUUCAAUGAGAGCACUUUAGACCAGAUUCAGCGUUGCUUUGAGCUGCUUGAAUCCUUUAUUGGCCACCUGCUGGCGGCCGUCAAGGAGACGCUACGUGUGCAUAUCGUCAACGACGAGCCAGAACUGAACAACCUGCUCGAGCGGGUGAGGAGUGCACAGAAGAACUUGGUCUGUGCCGCCUUCAUUGUGGACAAACAGCCGCCUCAGGUGAUGAAGACAAAUACGCGCUUUGCGGCCUCCGUGCGUUGGCUGAUUGGCUCCCAAUUGGGCAUACAUAACAAUCCGCCCACCAUUGAGUGCAUCAUUAUGUCGGAGAAUCAGGCAAACCGAUUCGUUACCCGCGGCACUCAAAUGGACAGCACCCUGGCCGGGCAAUCCUCAGGAGAAAUACAGAACUGUUCCAGCACCAUGGAAUACCAACAGAAUAACCACAUCUUCUCGGCCAGCUUCAGGAACAUGCAGCUGAAGAAGAUCAAGCGAGCCGAAAAGAAGGGCACCGAGAGCGUCAUGGACGAGAAGUUUGCCCUGUUCUUCUAUGCGACGACCACAGUCAACGAUUACCAGAUACGUGUGUGGACCUUGUCGCUGCCAGUGGUUGUAAUCGUCCAUGGCAACCAGGAGCCACAGUCGUGGGCCACCAUCACCUGGGACAAUGCUUUUGCGGAUAUUGUACGGGAACCGUUUAUGAUCACCGAUCGUGUGACCUGGGCCCAGCUCUCGGUGGCGCUUAAUACCAAAUUUGGGUCAAGUACACAGCGAGCCCUGACCAGGGAUAACCUGGACUUUCUCUAUGAGAAGCUGCAGCGCGAUGAGCGCAGUGAUUAUAUUACAUGGAAUCAGUUCUGCAAGGAGCCGCUGCCCGAUCGCCCGUUCACCUUCUGGGAAUGGUUCUUUGCCAUCAUGAAACUCACCAAAGACCAUCUGAUGGGCAUGUGGAAGGCCAGCUGCAUUAUGGGCUUCAUCAACAAGGUCAAGGCGCAAGAUGAUCUGAUGCGUUCGGCCACCGGGAUUGGUACCUUUCUGUUGCGAUUCUCCGACAGUGAAUUGGGUGGCGUAACCAUUGCGUAUGUGAAUGAAUACGGAUCGGUUACCAUGCUCUCGCCAUGGACUGCACGUGAUUUUCAGAUCCUUAAUCUGGCCGAUCGCAUACGUGAUUUAAAUAUGCUCCGCUGGCUGCAUCCGAGCGACACCAAUGCAGUGCCCCAGGAGCGUGAUCGAGCCUUUGGCGAGUUCUAUUCACCACGUACCGGUACGAAUGAACCCACUCCCGGCUAUGUGAGAAGCACGUUACACGUCCAGGUGCGCAAUACGAUUGGAGAUAAUGGUUCCAUCAUUGGGACGCCACAGCAUCCCAUACCUUCGCCACCGCAGGAUAGCAGCAUGUCGAUGGGAAACUUUGACGACUCUGAUUCGGAUGAUAGCUCUGUGGCGGAUGCCCUAGAGAGAUAUGUGGCGGGCACAUCACCCGAUGAUCCCAUAUUCCAUCAGAUCAGGGCCACCAUUAUGAGUGCAAUGAUGUAGAAUCAUUUGGCAGCGAGUUCCGGUGAAUUUGGAAUGGCGGAUUUUGAUUCGAUGACGAACUUUGUCGAUGUGUAUAAACUAUAAACAAGCAACAAAUAUAUAUACAAUAUAUAUAUAUAUAUAUAGAAACUAUGUAUAAACAAAAGAUCUUGUAAACAAUUGAAAGUGUGCCGUGUGGAUGCCCCCGCCCCGACCUAGAUGAUAUAGAUAUGCCCCUCCUCUCCCCCAGCAGCGAUUGGCAGCCAUCGUGGAACUGCUUUUUAAAACAGUUUUUAUCGUCAAGUUUUUACUUAAAAUGUAAUUGUAAGAGAUUUGGAAUGCAUCGUUGAGGCAUGUUUAGUUUUGCAUUUGUGAAACGAGAAACAACUGUACCAAGAGCAAUCAAUGCAUGCAAAUUGCUACCACACCUCCACACACACAACACCCUGCAGCACACAGCCAGACCAUAAUAAUGUGUGAUCAAUUCGAAAGUGUGAACUUUUGGGUUUCCAUUGGAAUGUGUCCGCAUGUUAUUCGUUUUUUAUACACUACAUGCAUAUAAAAAUAUAUAUUUUUUUAUACAUACGAUACGAUACGAUGAUAUAUGUUUAAUUUUUUUUAAUACUGUGUGACAAAGCAUUAAUCUUACGACGGAUUGUGACGAGAGAAUCGAUUUAGUUAGUGAGUAACUAUUUGUUGAAUCUAAAUUUUUGAUUUUGAUUUAGUAAUUUUAAAGGAUUUAUUUGUAAACGAUCUAUCAAAUCUUAGCAACUAAACUACCUUCGAGAUAAGGUCUAAGUUAAACGAGGUGAAGCAGCAAGGCAAAUUGUAAUUGCGUUUUAGUUUUAAUUGUAUUAUUUACAUAAUAUUGUGAAAUGCUUUAUGUGAGAGAAACCACCCUACCCUUACUCCCCCUUUAUUGGCUUCCAAUGCGGAAAAUGCGCAAAAAUCUAACCGAUCCGAUGUAUAUUUUUUAAUUAUUUGAGUUUGAGUAUGAGUUUUGAGAGUCCAGGGCACAGUUUGCAAUGCAUUUCAAAUGCAACAAAUGCGAUUGCCUUUAGUCAGUUUAAUGGGUGGAGCACACGAAAUACAUACAUAUGUACAUAUGUUUAUGUAGGUACAUUAUGUUUAUAUGACAACGUAAUAAUAUUUUUUUCUACACAACCAUAAAACACUACACUACACACUACACUAUGCUACACUAAGCUUUGUACCAGGAACCAUAAGAAUUUUAUAAGACUUAAGUACAGCUCCCACAACACAAAAAAACCCUGACACAAAUAAAUA